CAGCAGGCCGAAGAGAACUGAAGUGAAAUGGUGAUUUGAAUCGGCCUAUCAGAAAUCAAACCCGUGAUACCUUGCGGCAUAUCUUGCACAUCACGCCAAGGCUUUUCGUUCGCCUCGCGCAGCCAAAAGUGCGGUAGUGACGAAUUAUUCUUAUGAUAUUUCACAGAUAGCGAUACAACUGAGUCAACUAACCACCAUGUCCACCGGUCAAACGCACAAAUACCGAUACAAAAAUGCCGGGCUUGACGCCACCGAAUUGCGCCGGCGGAGAGAAGAGGAAGGAGUACAGCUUCGCAAACAAAAGCGCGAACAGCAGUUAUCGAAACGACGAAAUGUCCCUAGUGUUGUUACAGACGAAGACACAGCUCCCGCAACAGACGAGUAUGCCGUGCCAGCUGCUAUACCCCAACCACCAGUGAUAACAACAGAGAUGAUACAAGCGUUGUACAGCACGGAUCCUAAGGAGCAGCUAACAGCGACUCAAAAGUUCAGAAAAUUGCUGUCCCGGGAACCAAAUCCACCUAUAGAUGAAGUUAUACAGACAGGAAUUGUUCCAAGAUUUGUUGAGUUCCUCCAAAACGAUACAAACGCGACGCUACAGUUCGAGGCCGCAUGGGCGUUAACGAACAUAGCUAGCGGUACUUCCCAACAGACGCGAAUGGUCAUAGAGACAGGAGCUGUGCCUACGUUUAUAAAACUUUUGGAUUCGGAAUAUGAGGAUGUACAGGAGCAAGCCGUUUGGGCCUUAGGCAAUAUUGCUGGUGACAGUCCCGAGUGUCGGGAUCAUGUCCUUGCCAGCGGCAUUCUUGUCCCGCUACUCCAACUUCUUUCAAAAGCAGCGCGUCUAUCCAUGACCCGCAACGCCGUUUGGGCAUUGUCAAAUUUAUGUCGAGGCAAAAACCCAGCUCCAGCCUUCGCAAAGGUUGCUCCUUGCCUCCCAGUACUCGCCCGUCUACUUUUGCAAACAGAUCGUGACGUCCUAGCUGAUGCUUGCUGGGCUCUUUCCUACCUCAGCGAUGGGCCAAAUGACAAAAUUCAGGCUGUUAUCGACGCCGGAGUUUGCAGGCGUCUAGUCGAGCUUCUUAUGCACGAACAAAACAACGUUGUUAGUGCUGCGCUGCGCGCUGUUGGCAACAUUGUGACGGGUGACGAUGUGCAAACACAAGUAGUCCUGAACUGUUCGGCGCUACCUUGUCUUCUACAUCUCUUGAGCUCUCCCCGUGAAACCGUACGUAAAGAAGCUUGCUGGACGAUUUCUAAUAUCACUGCUGGUAAUCGUCAACAGAUACAGGCUGUAAUUGAAGCCAAUAUAUUCCCAGUUCUCAUCGAUAUCUUGGGCAAGGCAGAGUUUAAAACACGUAAAGAAGCUGCUUGGGCAAUCACCAAUGCAACGAGCGGCGGCACGGCGGAACAAAUUCGAUACUUGGCUACACAAGGCUGUAUCGCUCCACUUUGCGACCUUUUAACAGUUAUGGAUGCCAAGAUUGUACAGGUCGCGCUGAAUGGCUUGGAAAAUAUUCUUCGAUUGGGCGAACAAGAUGCCAGUACACACAAUGGUGUAAACCCAUAUGCCGUUCUAAUCGAAGAAUGUUACGGCUUGGACAAAAUAGAAUUCCUGCAGUCCCAUCAGAAUAUGGAUAUAUAUCAGAAAGCUUUCGAUAUAAUAGAACAUUACUUUGGUUCGGAGGAAGAGGACCUCAGGAUUGCUCCACAGGUCGAUGCUCAGGGUCAACAGUUUCAAUUUACAACACCUGAUUCUUCUCAACUACCUGUUCAAGGUUUUCAAUUCUAAUUUUUCCAAGUCAGCGCUGCAAUUUAUUCAAGUUGACACCGAAGCCAAUUCUUGUUUUAUUUUUACAAUUUAUUUUUCGCUUGUAUACAAGCGACCAUUCGUUGUUGUUGACAUUUGAAAAAAAAAACAAUAUAUAACUCGUCGCAGCAAGUGUUUCUCCACUUGCUCGUACUCGACUCGUACAAGAAAAGGUUAACGCAUACGUAUUGGCGGAUUUAAUUUGAUUUCCAGGAUUUUAGAGCAAAAUAUAUAUUAUUUUAUUGUAUGAAUUACAAUUGUACGAGUAGGUAAUGUGUACGUAUGCGUACACGUACGUAUUUUGAUAAUUGAGGCUUUCAUCAAUUUCUAAAAUUCAAGUAUUCAAAUCGACUAAUUUGUUUUGCAUUAUAGGUAUCUCUUAAGCUCGUACCCUGUUCGUAUAUUAUUAGCUAAUAUAUGCUAUACAUUUAGUUUAUCAGAAUGAAAAAAAAAAAAAAAACAUCUAAAUGUUAAGUAGUAUUAUAAAGUAACUACUAAAAUGAUCAUUGAUAAAUACACUAGAGGCAGAAAUGGGCCCCGCUCGACGCUCGACGUUCGACUGACUGAUAAUUACUGAAACUUGCAAACGGCAAGAUACUAAAAAUGACUGAAGUACGCGACUACGUAGCCAAUACAGAUAACUUUACGCAACGCGGUACUCAACUCUUUAUUACACUAGAUAGGAUCAUGACCAAUUAAAGUUUUUUACUGUAAAUACGUAUCUUGUAAUUAUAAGGCCGUUAUAUACAGAUUGCCCCUAAAAUGAAGUAAAGAACGAAAAAAUCUAAGAGAACUAAAAAAUAUUCAGGGAAAUUUCCUUCUUUUGUUUACUUAAUCCAAUCUGGUUUCUUACUUAGGUAAAUCUUUCUUAUUUACGAAUACAUCGAUCAGUUUUAACUGUGGAUUUGUUUUAUGAGUGGUAAUACCAAAAAGGCUAUUCAAUUGAAAAUUGAAAAAAAAAAGUCAAAAAAUCCCGAGUGUUACGUUAGAAUAUUAUUAAAUUUGCUCAGAAUUUCGGAUCUACUUACUUUUUUGACAUCAAAUUCUUACAUCGAAUAUUCGAAGUAGAGAUUGGUGAUUGUUAUGUAUGCAAUAUGUUUAAAAAGUCUCUUAUAAUUCUUUUUGUGCAAUAUGACUUUUACCAACCUUCCUUAGCUUUAAUUAAAAGAAGGAAAAUAUAUAUAUUAUGCAUCGUAAUGAUAGAUGAAUCCUCAAAAUUUUUCCAUGCUUGCUAAAGCAAUACCAUAACACGAAAAGAUGACAAAAAAAAAAUAAGAUCACCUCUGUUGCAGCUAAUGUAAAAGUAUAUUAACGAAUAAAUUGAAAAAAAAGAGAGAAAAAAAUAA
Molecule: messenger RNA, 3156 nt
Organism: Neodiprion fabricii
Lineage: Eukaryota; Metazoa; Arthropoda; Insecta; Hymenoptera; Diprionidae
Gene: Kap-alpha1
Product: importin subunit alpha-7
Exons: 4
Coding region: 197-1792 (531 amino acids)
Biological process (GO): NLS-bearing protein import into nucleus
Cellular component (GO): nucleoplasm; nucleus; cytoplasm
Molecular function (GO): nuclear import signal receptor activity; protein binding
Source: RefSeq, a predicted model, not a curated record